CGAUUUUACACUGAAGGAAACUCUGCUAACGUGGGACGGUAACCUAUGACAUGUGGGAUAUUCUAUUACAAUAAGGCUGGGUUUUGUACUCGUCCAAGAUGGCGGAGAUCGGUCCUGUUUUGCCUCCGGGAUUCAGAAAAUCUGCAGACGACAGCGAUGAAGAGGGCGGGAGAGAACGCACGGACAGACAGACGGACGGGAAAGGGCGCACGGACAGACAGACGGACGUGUUCGGGCCCGCCAUGCCGCCAGGUUUCCAACGGUCUUCGCCAAAGCCCCAUCAGUCGAAUGCUGUGAUUGGUCCAGCCCUCCCUCCAGGGUUUGCCAGUCACCAGGGCAGCAGUGAUGAUGAUGAUGAUGAUGAUGACAGGGCAGGUCAGAGGUCAGAGGACAGGCAGGAGUUCUGUGGCCCCGCCCUCCCACCAGGUUUCAAGAGGAGCUCCUCCCCAGAGCCGUGCCCGUCGCGGUCUGUGAUUGGUCCAGCCCUGCCGCCUGGGUUCAGCAGGUCAGAGGGCGAUGACCUGCAGGCCGCUGCUGCAAUGCCUGCUGGGUAUGAUGAUGAUGAUGAUGAUGAUGAUGAUGCGAUGAUUGGCCCGAUGCUGCCCCCAUCAGGAGAGGAGGAUGCUGGGAUAUCUGUGGCGGAACAGUUUGAGAAGAGAGCUCAGGCCAUGAAGGACAAACUGGAGGGCAAGAACCAGGGUCCUGUUGCUAAGGAACGAGAAGAGUGGAUGCUGGAGUUGCCCCCGGAGAUGAAGAGUUUUGGACUCGGACCGAGAACGUUCCGGCGGACGGCUGCUCCAGAGAUGGGAGACCGGUCCGUGUGGACAGACACACCGGCCGAUAAGGCCAGGAAGGCAGCGAAAGGGAAAGACGACACCAAACAGAAGCCGGUGAAACCGUCGGACCUCGCGGCCGCGGAGAGGGAUAUCAGGUUACGGGAUCAAGUCGCUACCUACAAUGAGAAGAAGCGAAGUUCAUCCCUGUUAGAUCAGCACCAGAAGGCCCGGAAACGCAAGGCUGAGGAGGCCGGAGACGAGCCCAAGGAGAGACGACCUUUUGACCGCGACCUUGACCUCGGCGCAGGUCAACUGGACGCUGCCAAAAGACGACAACUCAUCAAAAACUCACGUCAACUCAACGACAGGUUCUCCAGCGGUGGACAGCAGUUCCUCUAGUGACUGGACACGGUACUGCAGUCCCUCUAGUGGCUGGACAUGGAACUGCAGUAUUCUGAAGGGUAGAUCCUGUAUUGGCUUGACAUGGAACUGCAGUCCCUCUAGUGGCUGGACAUGGAACUGCAGUUUUCGGGGGGGGCGACAGUUCCUUUAGCUGUUUGACAUGGUACUGCAGUUACUGGCAUGGUACUUCCUUCUAACUAAACUGGUUAAAGCAUUCUCUUCCCACUGCCACCCUUUCACUGAAGCCACAGGAACUUCCCACUCUAUUUUCUAUAUCUACACUUGUAUAUUCUGUACAGACAGUGCUUAAUCUCUUUGUAUUGUUGUUGAAGUGACAUUUUGUACUUGUUCUCGA
Messenger RNA from Branchiostoma belcheri (Belcher's lancelet), 1533 nucleotides. Its product is annotated as GPALPP motifs-containing protein 1-like. The coding region runs from base 99 to 1175 and encodes 358 amino acids. Lineage: Eukaryota; Metazoa; Chordata; Leptocardii; Amphioxiformes; Branchiostomatidae. The record is from RefSeq and is a predicted model, not a curated record. The transcript is spliced from 9 exons.